Molecule: messenger RNA, 1875 nt
Organism: Anopheles merus
Lineage: Eukaryota; Metazoa; Arthropoda; Insecta; Diptera; Culicidae
Product: astacin
Exons: 2
Coding region: 671-1606 (311 amino acids)
Biological process (GO): proteolysis
Molecular function (GO): zinc ion binding; metalloendopeptidase activity
Source: RefSeq, a predicted model, not a curated record
CAAUAGAAGCUAUAAGAAAUUGCUCGAUGACAGUGCGCGCAAGCUGACCGCGCAAGCAGAAACAUGAGCUCGCGGAGCCUAAGACCAGUUCCAUAAAUUACCGCGCCAUCGUUCGGUUGUGGGGCUCGUUUGAGGGCAAGCUUUGAACGGAGUAAAGCAACAAAAAAACCAAACAACGGACUAGCAUCAUCAACAUCCCCUAACAUCAGAUAUCAAUCCCCUUCCCUCCGUGCGUUCGAGUGUAGGGGAUUCAACACCGGUCACUACCGAUCGCAAAACCCAUUCUCUCUCUCUCUCUCUCUCUCUCUCUCUCUCUCUCUCUCUCUCUCUCGCCGGCGGCCAGCGCAAAACAAGUUUCACUUUCACUGCGCGAACAACGACGAGCGCGCGCGUUCGUGUGCCUCCCGGAAUGUCAAUUUGUUGUGUGUGUGUGUUGGUGGCUGGAGAAAUUUCUUGUCCCCAGUGCGAGCAAGAUCAGGGCCAGUCGGUGAUUGACUCCAGGCAUCUGUGGACUUACCACCGUUGAAAACAGUUUCCCUUUCUUUUUGGGAUUGCGGAUUGCCCCAGUGUCACAAACGGACGGUGGCGCCUCAAAUCCCGGUGCUGCAUUAUAGGAAAACGAGUGUGUGUGUAUGUCUAUUGCGCUGCGCCUGCAACGUUACGCUUCGAGAUGUCCCGCAACUGGUGCUGGUGGUGUACCGUCGUGUGUGCCGUGGCGGUCGUCGGCACCGGUGUUCGCUGGGCCAGUGUGAGCGGGGCCGUCAUUUUACCCAAAAUCCCGGACGUGCUAAACCCACCCGUACCGGACGGGAUCGAUCUGGUGCAGCAGUCCGCCUUUCUCGAAAGCACCGAGCAGGAUCCGGAAGUGACGCCCGGCCUGUUCCAGGGCGAUAUGGCGAUGGACAACCGCAUGUACCGGUACUGGCGCGUGGGCCUGAACUGGGACGUGUUUCCGGAGCGGGUGUGGCCGAACGGGACGGUGCCGUACGCGAUCAGCCCGCUGUACGACGUGGACGAUCAGGUCACGAUCCUGCAGGCGAUCCGUACGCUCAACUUCAUGACGUGCGUCAACUUCGUGCCGUGGAACGGGAAGGACAAGGACUUUCUGCUGAUCUGGCCGAUCAAGUACCCGAAGGGGUGCUGGAGCUACGUCGGCAAGAUUGGCGGUACGCAGAUCGUGUCCCUGCAGCCGCCGGACGAUCGCAGCCCGAACUGUCUCGGCAACGAGGGGCGCGCCAUACACGAGCUGAUGCACGCGCUCGGCAUAUUCCACGAGCAGUCACGUGCCGACCGGGAUCGGUUUGUCAAGAUUAUCUGGGACAACAUCAUACCAGCGUUUAAAUCGAACUUUGAAAAGCAGUCGCUCAAAAACACCACCUACAGCUUCGAGUACGACUACAACAGCAUCAUGCACUACGGCAAGAACUACUUCAGCAUCGGCAAGGGCAAAACGACGAUCGAAACGAAGAUGCCCGGCAUUAAGCUGGGCCAGCGGCAGGCACUCAGCAAGACGGACUGUCUGAAGAUCAACGAUCUCUACAAGUGUUUGGAUAAUCCUAAAAUUAGCAAAAAAUACUACAAUCUGUGCAAAACGCUCGGCAUUUAAUGCUCCUGUUGUGUGGUGGUAUAUCCAAGCGAACGGAAGGGGAAGGAAAAACGAAAGGACCACGGUGGUGUGAGUGAUAUGUUUCGUUUCCGGCUUUCUUCCGAACCCAUUAGAAAGUUAAUUUAUUAUUUCCCAAUAUUUAUAUCUGCGUUGGGGCUCUCGCGAUGGUCGUCACCCACCCAACCUAAAAACCGUACCCUUUUCGAGUAGAACAUACAAUAAAGUUUACACAGCCCAAAAAUAGAGGACACACAUCUCGGAAGAAAACA